This is a messenger RNA of Cercopithifilaria johnstoni, 1410 nucleotides long. The record is from the annotation of a GenBank genome assembly. NCBI's taxonomy places the organism in Eukaryota, Metazoa, Nematoda, Chromadorea, Rhabditida, Onchocercidae.
AUGAUCGGUAAACGGAUCAUUGAUAUAACGUCACCGCUAUGUAUAUCAGCAAAGUUUACAUCAGAAAGACAUUUUGCUUCCAAAAUGUUCAAAGAGAAGUGUGCGAAAAUACGACCCCUCAAAACGCCAACAAUGAUUGCUAUGGCUAAUUUCGAUUUCUAUUAUGGACCGGUAUAUGGCAGCCAAUGGCCAUCGAUACGUUUAGGAUUGCUUACACCGAAUAAAUAUUUCGCUGUGUUGAAUAAAUUUGCAAGGAAUCGAAAGGAAAAUGAGGCAUUAUUAAAAGAUCUUGGUGCAUUUAAUGUUUUGGAAAGAGCUCAACAACAAAUUGCCGAGAAAGAUAAUGCUCAUGUAGAUUACGAGGAACCGAUACCAUCGUGCGAUACGUCGGAAGGUGAAGAUUCAGUAAUUGCACAAAAGGUUGAUGAAAGUGAAUUGGAUUCUGUAUACAUGCGCGGUGAAAGAGGACUGGGACAUUUUCGACAGUCUAAUGAAAUUGCUUCAUUAGAAGAACAGACGCGUUUCAAGGCUCAGUCAUCGAAAGAUGUGAAUAUAAGGAAAAUUAAUAUCACUGGUUUCGAAGGGCAGUAUGUUGAGUUACCGACAAAAAAUCACACAUUGACAUAUCCGGCUGAACUGGCGAUAUACUCUUUUCCAAAAGGCAAUUUGUCCGAUUAUCCACCUCCUCCAAAAGAUGAAGUUGGAACUUCAGGUUGGUGGCUCCUUGAUGGUGGCUCAGUUGCACCUGUGCUAGCUUUGGGUUUAACCAAGGAGUCAAAUAUCUUAGACAUGUGUGCUGCGCCUGGUGGGAAAAGCCUUCUUAUCGUGCAAACUGAUUUGUUGGCAAAGUUGACAUGCAACGAUAAUAAGCAAAGUCGCUUGGGCCAGCUGCAUCGAGCGUUGGGACAAUAUAUACCAGUAAAUUCAGAUGUUGCUGACCGAAUAAUAUUGAAGAGGAAAGAUGCAUCGGUGUUGGAUGGUUGGGAUGAAUGCAACAUUUACGACAGGGUUCUGGUAGAUGUACCAUGCACUUCGGAUCGUCUUUCGGCUAAUAGAGAUGAUGGUAAUCUAUAUUCCACUCAGUUGACUGAGCAACGUUUGAAUUUGCCAGAAGUACAAACACGAAUGCUUGUCAAUGCUUUACGUUCCGUUCGAGUAGGUGGUUGUAUUGUCUAUUCAACAUGCGCCUUGUCUCCAGUACAAAAUGAUGGAGUUAUUGAAAACGGUGUAGCAAUAGCGGAUGAACAUUUCGGAAUAAAAGCGGUGGAGUUGUCGUUAUCACAAAUGGUAUCACAUUUUAAAAGCAUAUAUCGAUUCAGUAAUGAGCCUCGCAGAGGUCUUCUUAUACUUCCUUUUUUACCUUCGAAUUGCGGUCCAAUGUAUGUGUGUAAAUUGCAGAGGAUUCAAUAG